This is a messenger RNA of Effrenium voratum, 630 nucleotides long. NCBI's taxonomy places the organism in Eukaryota, Dinophyceae, Suessiales, Symbiodiniaceae. The record is from the annotation of a GenBank genome assembly.
AUGCUGGCGGCCGGUGUUGGCAUCAGCAAGAAAGGCAUCGACGGCUGGACAGCUUGGCGGUUCACGCUUGCAUACGGCCAUCGAGAGGAUUCACGGGACCUGGUGGCGGUGGCCGCCUUUCUGACCCACGGGGCCGAGCGCGAGAUGUCCUCCCUGCCGGCCGUGGUGGGCAUCGACGCGGAAGGCGACCUCGUGGUGCUUGACGACCUGCUGCUGACUGAGGUCGACCGAAGCUUCCGGAUUUGGCGCGUCUACUUUGUGAUGGUCCUUUGGGGUGCUGUCUACGCCCUGCGCUUGCUGAUGUCCAGCACAGAGGCGGAUUUGCGGAUGGUGGAGGACCUCUUUCACCUGGCGAUGUUCGCCUAUCUGGUGGUGCUGCUGUUCGUCCUCAUGAGCCGCUGCGACCCGGCGGCGCUGUGCACCUCCAAAGCUGCGCGCUGGUGGCUGGUGCUCUUCGGGCUGGUGGUGCUGUGGCUGCUGUUGGCCAGCCACAUGCCCAGCGACAUGCCCUGGGGAAGGUGGGGCCGAGAGGAGGCCUUCAACCUGGGCUUGGAACACUCGGUGCUGGCGGCACUUCUUUGCAAGCUGAACUCAGGAGCUGCCACUGACCUACGUGGCCUGAAGAGAUAG